This is a messenger RNA of Ananas comosus (pineapple), 2485 nucleotides long. Its product is annotated as calmodulin-binding protein 60 B-like. The transcript has 9 exons. Gene Ontology annotation, molecular function: calmodulin binding; sequence-specific DNA binding; DNA-binding transcription factor activity. The record is from RefSeq and is a predicted model, not a curated record. Gene Ontology annotation, biological process: regulation of salicylic acid biosynthetic process. Lineage: Eukaryota; Viridiplantae; Streptophyta; Magnoliopsida; Poales; Bromeliaceae. Gene Ontology annotation, cellular component: nucleus. The coding region runs from base 213 to 2102 and encodes 629 amino acids.
UUUUUUCACUCUCUCCCCCUCUCUGACUAGUCUCAGCCGCCGAAGCUCUCAAUUCGCAUAAUACUCUCUCUCUCUCUCUCUCUCUCGAUCCCUCGCUCUCUCUCUCUCGAUCGAUCGAUCGAUCUUAUUGCUUGGAUUGGUCGCAAAAUCCUGAUCGUGGAAGGGAGUUGAGAUCUAGGGUUUUGAACUUUUUUGGUGGUUGGUGGGGGACAAUGCAGCGGCCGAUGAGGUUGGAGAGGUCGGGGACGAUGACGAGGGAGAAGCGCGGGUUGGACGCCGCCGCCGCCGCGGAGGGCGAGGAUCUCCGCCCCGAGCCCAAGCGCCAAAAAGCCCCGGCGCUCGCAAGUGUGAUUGUGGAAGCGUUGAAGCUGGAUAGUCUGCAGAAACUUUGUUCAUCACUGGAGCCCAUCCUUCGUAGAGUUGUGAGCGAGGAAGUGGAACGUGCCUUAGUCAAGCUCUGUCCUACUAGAAUUGCCGGAAGGUCUUCUCCAAAACGAAUCGAAGGCCCAGAUGGGCGAAACCUGCAGCUGCAUUUCAGAUCAAGACUAUCCCUUCCCCUCUUCACUGGUGGAAAGGUUGAGGGGGAGCAAGGGGCAGCAAUCCAUGUUGUACUGCUCGAUGCAUCUACCAACUGUGUCGUGACAACGGGACCCGAAUCGUGUGCUAAACUGGACAUUGUCGUCCUCGAGGGUGACUUCAACAAUGAGGAUGACGAGGGCUGGACAGAAGAGGAGUUCGAGAGCCACGUAGUGAAGGAACGAGAAGGAAAGAGGCCGCUCUUGACUGGGGACUUGCAUGUGAAUUUGAAAGAAGGUGUCGGUACUAUGGGGGAGAUUACUUUUACUGAUAACUCUAGUUGGAUCAGGAGUAGGAAGUUUAGGCUUGGCUUGAAGGUUUCGUUGGGCUUUUGUGAAGGAACGCGGAUUCGUGAGGGGAAAACCGAGGCUUUCACAGUUAAGGAUCACAGAGGAGAAUUGUACAAGAAACACUACCCACCAGCGUUGAAGGAUGAUGUUUGGAGAUUGGAAAAGAUUGGGAAGGAUGGUUCGUUCCACAAGAGGCUGAAUAAGUGUGGAAUCUAUUCAGUUGAAGAUUUUCUCAGGCUACUUGUUAGGGAUUCACAAAGAUUGAGAAAUAUCCUUGGGAGUGGUAUGUCGAAUAAGAUGUGGGAAAGCCUUGUGGAACAUGCGAAGACUUGCGUCUUGAGCGGAAAGUACUAUAUAUACUACUCUGAUGAGACGAGGAGUAUUGGAGCUAUUUUCAACAAUAUUUACGAGUUUUGCGGCCUUAUUGCUAGUGGGCAGUAUUAUUCUGUGGAUAGUCUUAAUGACACUCAGAAGCUCUUUGCGGAUACAUUGGUGAAAAAAGCAUAUGAUAAUUGGAUGAAUGUGAUUGAGUAUGAUGGAAAAGCACUUUUGAACUCUAAGCCGAGCAAGAAGACAACUCCCACUUUACAAAAUGAGGCUCCUCCCGUUCCAGCAAAUUACCCUGCUUCAUACGAUCAGCAUGUCUCUCAAACCCACAUUUCGGCUUUGGCUCCUUUAGAACAUCAGCCAUCAACGGAUACAGGAAUCCCUGGAGGAGAUGGUACCAUUUCCGCUGGCUAUAACGGAAACCAAGUAACCAGAUACUCGACUCAACCUCAACAACUACCAUCUAAUUCUCAUACACAGUUCCAUAACUCUUCGCUAACCCCUCACGAACAAUUAAUCGGAUCAAAUCACCAACCGCUGGUUUCAAGAAACGACAACAUGGGCCUAGCAUCGGGCCACUCAAUACAGCAGUCAGCCCUAGAUGGCUUCUUCUCUGAGGAGGAGAUCCGAAUGCGGAGCAACGAAAUGCUCGAAAACGAGGACAUGCAACAACUGCUCCGAGUCUUUAGUAUGGGGGGCAAUUCCGUCAAUUUGCCGGAAGAUGGGUACUGUUUUCAAUCCUACAUUCCUUCUCCGUGCCCUAAUUUCAACUUUGACGAGGACCGAAGCAGGGCUUCUGGAAAGGCUGUGGUGGGUUGGCUUAAGAUAAAAGCAGCUAUGAGGUGGGGAAUCUUUGUCCGAAAGAAAGCGGCCGAGAGGAGAGCUCAGCUGGUUGAGAUUGAAGAUUAGGGUUAGUAUUGCUUCAUCGGUUGAAUUGUCGUCUUGAUGGUUCUUACUUUAGUACCAAAGGGUCAGUUGCUAAUUUCAGUUAAGUCUGCGCGCUUAUCUGUAAUUACGAAUCCUUUGUACAGUAAGUUUUUUUUUUAGCUCAGUAUCCUUACUGUUUCCUUUCCUUUUUUUUUUUUUUUUUUUUUUUUUUUUUUUUUCUGUUUUUGUGAUUAAUAUGUUGUUUGUUGAGAUAUUUUGAUGAGAGGGUCCAAUAAUUAGUAGUGCUUGCGAUGUGGAAACCUCAUAUUCUCCUAACUAGAUUCUCAGCAAUUUUAGUCAAAUUCUAGUGAAGUUAUGAAACUGUUGUUGUUAAUUCCACUUUUUAAAUGAGAUAGUUGACUACA